Messenger RNA from Cariama cristata (Red-legged seriema), 902 nucleotides. RefSeq lists its product as uncharacterized. NCBI's taxonomy places the organism in Eukaryota, Metazoa, Chordata, Aves, Cariamiformes, Cariamidae. The record is from RefSeq and is a predicted model, not a curated record.
AUGGGUGACAACAACGUUGUCCCCGCAAGCAGAGACAUAGUGUUUAAUUUUUUAGAGAAGUUUAACUCUCGCCUUUCGGUACCAGGUAUCAAUUGGGCACAAGAAAAUUGGUAUAAUUUGCAGAGUGUUACCAAGCGGAUCAGUGCCCUGCAAAAGGACGCUAGACUUCGGUCUGGAAAAGGAAAAUCAAUCAUUUCUGCAGUUUUGGGUGCCAGCUUGGUUGUAGCUGUGGAAGCAAGAGACCGGCAGUGUAGUGUCGAGUCUCAGACAAUACAGUCCUUGCAAACCAUCAUCCAGUCCCUGCAAGGACAAAUAGAGAAUCUAAAGGGGCAAUUAGAACACCAGAGAGCCCAGGAAGAUGAUCUACGAUCUGAUUUUGAAGAACAAUUUUUUACAGGCGAGAGUCGUGAAAUCAGUUUGCCCCGAAGGGAAAUAAUCUACCCCUGUGAGGAGCUAGAGGAGGCAAAAUUAAGACUGGACAAAUUAGAAAUGCCCCCUUGUGCCCUCCGACCUUUGAUCAAAACUGAGUUCACAUAUGACAACGACCUAGACGACUCCCCUCAAAUUACUACAAAAGAAGUGCCGUAUACUGCAAUGGAAUUAGCCAAAUUAAAAAAGGAGUUUGGUCGCAGCCCCAAAGAAUCAGAGACAGAAUAUUUGUGGAGGGUGUCGUUGUCAGGUGGAGACCAAAUACUCUUAAGUGAAAAAGAAGCUGAAGGAUAUUGGGGACCAGGAGUGUUUCUAACUACCGGUGACUGCCGUGCUCCCCGGUCUCUAACCCAAAGAGAAGCCUACUGGGCUGGAGGUCUCAGUCCCCUUGAACGGGGGGAUCCCCUUGCAAUUACAGGAUGUGUUGAUCAAUUAGUAUAAAAUGUAGAAAAAGCGGCAUGCUUGCAAAUGAU